CUCCGGCUCUGUGCGGAGGAUUUGGGAGAUUUGAGCUGGAGCAGAGCCAGGAUUAAUUUGGCUUAUUUGGAUAUUAGCUGGAAUAUUAAUUGGUUUUCAGGGUUGAAGUCUCCGGGGCACAAACACCCAUCAGCCCCAAAUUAAAGCGCUAAUGAGCUGGAAUAAGGUGCGAGGGGAAACUGAGGCACAGACUGGAGCCAACCCUCGCCCCACGAUCCCCCCGGGGCCUCCAUCGCCCUCCCCGGGGCUUUUCCGAGUUCAUUUCGAAGCCGUCGCUCUCGCCCAUUUCCUGCUUUGGAGGUUUCGCUCUUCGCUCAAACCCCGAAGGGGAAAUUCCCUCCCCCAAAUUUGCUGCUGCUCGAAUUUCGGGCGCCGCCACUCUCAGCUCGACAUCACCGCUGCCAGCGGCAGGGCCAGCACGGUCCUCAGCAGGGUGAUUCCCGCCCCCCUGCCCUGCCCAGGUGCGAUGGACAUGCAGCAGGUGCUCCUGCAGCUCUGGGGGGAGGUGGCCAGGCUGCAGCAGCUGUGCUCGGAGCAGGCGAGGCUCCUCCGGAGCCUGAGGGCCAGGAAGGGGCCGGUCCUGGACAUCCCGGUGUCGCUGCCCGUGCAGUGCACGGAGGAUGUGCCAGGGGACGGGCAGAGGUCACCCGAGAGCCGCCAGAAGCACCCGGGGGCCCUGACACCCCCCACAUCCCCCCCGGAGGGCUCUGCUUGUCCCGUGGGGCAGCCCCGGGACACCAAGCGGCUCCUGCCCAGCCCUGGGAGCGGCGCUGGCGCCCGAGGAGCCGCAGCUUUGGGCAGCGCCGAGCGGGAUGAGCCCACCCGGAGGAGCCGCUGGAUCCUCCCGGUGCCCUGGGGAGGACGGAGAGCCCCCGGCAGCCCCGGGGAGCCGGAGACACCCAGCCCGGGGGCUGGGGGCUCCUCCCCAAACCCCCUGGAUCUCCUGGAAGUCCCGGAGAAGGAAGAUGCUGGCGGGGACGUGGCUCUGGUGGAGAUCCGAGGGCCUGUGAAGAGCUGCUGGAGCCCGGGCUGGGCGCUGGAGGAGGGGGCGCAGGGGGCUGACCCCGCCUGUGACCUGUGCCGGGAGAUUCUCCCCGCGGGGCCGGCAGCGCACACGGAAUAUCCGAGCCACGUCCUGGCCCAGCUGGAGUAGGGCUCGUCCUCCCGACGGGAGAUCCACGGAUUUGCACCUGAGCCGCGGGACAGGCUCUGCACAUUCCCAAAUCGGACUCGGUGCCCUCUCCCAGCCCCGGCGCUCUGUGGCUGGUGAGGAUUUUUGGGAUCCUGCUGCUGCCUUGGACUGGGUUUCCACCUUCCCCAUCCUUCCCCAGAGCUCUCAGAUUUGCAUCACGGGUGUGUUCUGGGUUAUUGAUCUCCGUGGGUAUCGAUGAUAUCCUGGAGGUGUGAGGGGGAGCUGCAGCUCCUGGAAAAGGGAAUUCCUCAGAAUUUGCCUUUGAGUGGAAAUGAGUCUUCCAUAAAUAGUUAAGGAUGUUUGGGAAGACACACGGGCGCUUUCUGGGAGUUUGGAAGGUUGAGUGGAGAAUCUCAAGGCUUUUAAGGUCACUAAGAAUUAUUUUAAUUCAUUAACAGUAAUUUGAGUGUUUUACAGCACUUCCAUCAGUGGUAUCCAAUGUGUUUCCCAAAGGAAUUGGCUGCAGCAGUGCGGAAAUGAGGCACAAAUUAUGGAUCAGCUCCAAAUCAAAUCCCUCUUUUCUGCUGGAAAAAUCUCAUCUCAGGUUUUUCUAUUUUGCAAGUUUCUCCCAGAGUGGAUUUGACAUCUCCUGCUUGAGGAAACUUGUGUUAAAAUGGAGAGCCAGGUUCUCCUGAAAUUCCAGGGAUCAGGAAGAUUUGGGAUCUCCAGCUCCAGCACAGAGAAAUCAGGAGCCACAUUAAUGGAUUUACUGGUGACAAACUUCUGUGUGUCCCCAGGGUCCCUGGAACCAUUUUCCAAGACAAAUCCCACAGCUUUGACCUUGGACUCUCCAUCCACGUGGGUAUUGGAGCUGCUUCCAGCCCUGGGUAGAACUGGGGCCUUUAUUUCACUGAAAAUGGGAUUUUCUUGGGAUUUUCUCCGGGAUUUUCUUGGGAUUUUCUCCGGGAUUUUCUUGGGAUUUUCUCCAGGAUUUUCUUGGGAUUUUCUCCAGGAUUGUUUUGGGAUUUUCUCUGGAUUUUCUUGGGAUUUUCUCCAGGUUUUAUUGGGAUUUUCUCCAAGUUUUCUCCACAUCACAAUGAACUUUCCCACCACCCUCUUCUGCUCCAAGAUUCGUCCUGUGGCUCCUCAGAUUUUUUUGGAUUAUUUGAUCGGGUUUUAUGCUCUUGUUAAGGGACAGACCCUCAUUUCCCAGGUGAAUCCCUGGAAGCUGGAACAAGGAUUCCAUCCAUUUAUUCCCAUUGAUUUGGAAUAACCAACUGGAUUUUUGCAUCCCAUUAUUCCAACCAAAUGGGUGGAAGGAGGAACCCAGCCGGGCUCUCCUCGCCCUGGAAAAGGAAUUCCCAAAGCAGGAGCACGGAUUUGUCAGGAGCCAAAGCUCCUGGUGUGGCUCUGCAGUGCCCAAAAUGCCGUGGGAACCCCCCUGGCAGCAUUUGGGGGGAGCCACGAGGGGAUUUUGUGCUGAUCCUCCCUCAGGACAGCAAUGGAAGCUCUCGAGGACAUUUUUAUCUGGGGGGGAAUUAAUCCCCCUUCCAGCUGGGACACGGAGCCUUUUUGGCUCCAGCCUUUUGCAGGGCAGGAACGUGGCUCUGUCUCCAAAAUAACUUUAAUUGCAGGGUGC
Messenger RNA from Oenanthe melanoleuca, 2771 nucleotides. RefSeq lists its product as uncharacterized. The transcript has 4 exons. The record is from RefSeq and is a predicted model, not a curated record. NCBI's taxonomy places the organism in Eukaryota, Metazoa, Chordata, Aves, Passeriformes, Muscicapidae. Bases 152 to 1153 code for a protein of 333 amino acids.